Messenger RNA from Clonostachys rhizophaga, 1443 nucleotides. Lineage: Eukaryota; Fungi; Ascomycota; Sordariomycetes; Hypocreales; Bionectriaceae. The record is from the annotation of a GenBank genome assembly.
AUGGAGACAACACCCAUGACCCCGGUGUCGGAUAGACAUCACGAAAUCCUCGGGAAUGCAAAAGGAAAAACCCCAACGGCUUUACGAGACUGGCUACUCACGGCUGCCACUCCUAUCACGAAGGAUGAGAAUGCCUUGGGAUCUGAUGCUCAAGCGCCAACGCAGCCAAUGAGCGCGGAAGUGGCUGAUAGCUGCCUCAGCGUCGUGGGCAGCGGUACACUGCACGCUCUCUCUGCAUUCGGCACCGACCCAGAAGCCGACCUUCAAGGCUCAGUUGAAAGCAGCGAUCAUGGAGGGAUCAAGAAAAGCAGAGAGUUUCCACCCCUGGAAUAUAUGAAAAAUUGGCUGCUUAAUGCAAGACAAACUCCUCCUAAUGACCCUUUGAAUGCACUCUCGGCCGAUGAGCACUCACAUAACUGCGAUUUGGAUCCAGCAACAGGAAAUCUUCUCCCUCCUGUAGAAUAUCCACGAACAAUGAGGAGCACCGAGAAACAGGAGGAUGAGAAUGUGGCAUGGAGGGAAGUGAUGGUUUCAUCAAGCACUCACAUUCAGCGAGCCAUUGAAGGACUCUCUCUUGUCAAGGAAGAAAAUGCCCUGGCAAAGACGGGAGAAACAGCCUCUCCAUACCCGGAGGAUCAGGGUGCUCCCUUCGCAGAAUGCAUCAUCCGUCCGGCCAAGCCAAGUGAUUUUGCAAAGAUCGCUGCCAUUAUUAACCUGGAGGUUUCCACCACUCACUGCCCCCAGAUCUUUGAGGGCCGACAAAUUGUUGCGGAUGACAUUUUCCCCAUUUUUAGGCACUGUCAGAACACCCUGAGGCCUUUCGUUGUGGCGGUUCCAGCCAAAGAUGAGUUUCUCGAUCCAUCCAAGUGGCCCUCGGGCUCAGCAAGAGUAUACGAACAGUUCAAAAAGUUCAAGGAAAGCCAAACUGUUGAAGAGGAUACCUCGGUAUACGGCUUCGCAUUCAUCGGCGAGCCUCAGAUCGGCUUCUUGAACAGGCCAUGCCAAGGUGCCCGUCACUCUGGGUUGAUCAGGAUGGUGGUCCACCCUGACCACCGGCGUCAACUGAUUGGAUCUGCUCUUCUCGAAAGGAUGUUAACUUUGAUUGAUUCAGCUCACCACCAAAUGGUCGACUAUCACUGGGAGGGCGACAAUUCGGAAUCAAUCUAUGAGCGGUCUGCAGCUCGAAACACCCGACAGUACUCUCAGGUGUACAUUGAGCUCUUCACCUCCAGAAAGGGAGACGAAAAUUACGGAUGGAAGUCAAAACUCCUUGAUGAUUUCUCUUUCAAGUGCAUUGCUCGCUUCAACGACAUGGCCAAAACUGACCGCGCCGAGGACAACCAGUGGCUUGAUCUUACAAUAUGGGAGCACAAGAUCAAGAAAGGGUCGAAACUGCCCCAUGUGAGGGCUUCGGAGUAUUUCGCCCCCAAUCUGGUUUCUUAG